AUGGCGUCUCCCAGCCAGACACAGGGCUCAGCGCCGCCGACCAGCACUCCACCUGGCGAUUCAGGUCCAGCAAACGGAGCCUCUGGCCCAUCCACCUCGCAGGCCCAGGGCAAUGCGACCACCACAGCCACGACCACGGCAGCCCCGAUACCCGCGACAACCACGCAACCACCACAAAUUCCCUCGACCUCUCUCCACGACAGCGGCAAGUCUCGCCGACCGCGCGACGUGCGCCUCGUCCACAUGCUUCUCGCCUCGCUGGGGGUAACCGCGUACCAAGAGCGAGUGCCGCUCCAACUCCUCGAUUUCGCAUACCGCUACACAUCGAACGUCCUCCAAGACUCCGUGCACCUCGCCACAGAAGGAUACGCCAACGCUGGCGAAGGCACAACGGGCAAGGGGUCUAGCGGCGAGCUCAGCAGCGUGACUUUGCCCGCGUUGCGGCUGAGCAUCGCCUCGCGCCUGCACUACCAGUUCCAGGCGGGGCUGCCGAAGGAGUUCCUGAUGGAUCUCGCGGCGGAGAGGAAUCGGAUUGCGUUGCCUGGUGUGUCGAGGGGGUAUGAUGCCGCUGCGCAGGCUGGUGGCCCUGCUGCUGCGGCGGACCAGAACGUGAUCAUGGCUGGUAUUCGACUGCCGCCGGAGCGCUUCUGUCUUACUGGCGUCGGGUGGAAUAUGUUGGAUGAAUGGGAUAGCGAGGGCGAGGUUGAGGAGGAGAUGCCUGAUGCACUAGAGAAGGGCAAAAAUGAGGGUCCUGGCGGUGAUGCGGCGGAGGAUGCCGAGGAGGGUGGUGAUGAUGAUGAUGAGGAUGGGAAGAUGGAGGAUAUCUUCGGUGAGGAUACCGCUAUGGGUGAGGCUGGGGAAGAUGAGGAUCGGAAAAUGACGGAUGCUUGA
This is a messenger RNA of Penicillium riverlandense, 891 nucleotides long. RefSeq names its product putative transcription initiation factor TFIID, 31kD subunit. Gene Ontology annotation, biological process: RNA polymerase II preinitiation complex assembly; DNA-templated transcription initiation. NCBI's taxonomy places the organism in Eukaryota, Fungi, Ascomycota, Eurotiomycetes, Eurotiales, Aspergillaceae. Gene Ontology annotation, molecular function: protein heterodimerization activity; RNA polymerase II general transcription initiation factor activity; transcription coactivator activity. The transcript has a single exon. The coding region runs from base 1 to 891 and encodes 296 amino acids. Gene Ontology annotation, cellular component: transcription factor TFIID complex; SAGA complex. The record is from RefSeq and is a predicted model, not a curated record.